Mytilus californianus (California mussel) is the source of this 5771-nucleotide messenger RNA. RefSeq names its product protein phosphatase 1 regulatory subunit 7-like. The record is from RefSeq and is a predicted model, not a curated record. Lineage: Eukaryota; Metazoa; Mollusca; Bivalvia; Mytilida; Mytilidae. The coding region runs from base 75 to 1838 and encodes 587 amino acids. Gene Ontology annotation, molecular function: protein binding. The transcript has 14 exons.
UGGCUGCUAUCAUUAGAAACCAAUGUAAACAUUUUUACCGAAACCCCGUCACUUUUAGCGAAAAAUGAAUAAUAAUGGAUGGAAAAGUUAAGACAAGAGUAAGAACAUCAGUACCAAGUUCUGUAGGUCGGCAAAUUGGUGUUCUACCUGUUGGAAACCCACCUGUUCGACCUAGAAAACCAAAAUCGAGCAAUUCCUUUACUCUUCCAAUUACUGACAGUGGAAGAACAAAAAUAAGCCCUCCAAGUCCUCACAGUUCAAGAAGUCAUCGACUAAGUUACAGAGGACCAAUUACUCAGGAUGCCGCUUACAGUCAGGGUUUACAAGAAAAUGAUAUCAAAUUUGUCAAUGUUCCAAACAGAACAAAAGUCAGUGCACAAAGACCACCACUUUCCAGUUCAGUACAAAAAGUCAGGCGUCCUCCACUGAAUUCAAAUGAAACUGAUAUUGACUAUGUGGUAGACAUCCCAAACAGAAAAUUGAGUGGCAGUAAACGUCCCUCGUCUGGAUCUGCGAAAAGACACAGUCGUCCUUCAUCAGGCAAUCAGCAGACAGAUGCAUCAAAAGAACUUGAUGAUGAUGAUGAAGUAUCUCAUAAGUUUAAGACUAUAUCUGAGCAGGAAAUUCUUGAGGCAAACCAUGAGAGAGAUCCUGAGAAGAUAUACGAGAUCAACCUGUAUGCUUCUGACCUGACAAAGAUCAACAAUUUACAAAGAUUUAAGAAAUUGAGAGUGCUUGAUUUAUCCUGUAAUCAUAUUAACAGAAUAGAAAACCUUAGUGAAAAUGUGGAUAUUAGAGAGCUGAAAUUGUAUGGAAAUAGGGUACACCAGAUGGAAAAUCUCUAUAGUUUGAAGGAGUUGAGCAAUUUACAGUUACAACACAAUAAAAUUAAAACAAUAGGAAAAAGCUUGAGCCAGUGUACCAAGAUAAGGACAUUAAACCUGAGUUCUAAUCACUUGAUGAGAAUAGAAUCUCCAGAACUGUCAUGUUGUUCACAUCUCAGUGUACUGGACCUCAGUAGUAAUAUGUUAGAUAACUUGUCGUUUGUAAACUACUUACCAAAUUUAGAAGAAUUAAAUGCAAGUAAUAAUCGUUUGCGGACUGUGGAUUUUAAUCGUUGUAAAAAAUUACAAGAUAUAGACUUGUCAGGAAAUGAUUUAAAAGAUAUAAAUGGACUUAAAGGAAUGGGAAAUUUACAGAUAUUGAAUAUUUCUAAUAAUAGAAUCACAACAAUUAAACCUGUUGGAAAGCUCAAGUUAUUAACAGAGUUACAUGCUGCAGACAACCAUCUAUCAGAGUUAUCUUAUAUACCACCUUCUUUUCCUGUGUUAGAAAUUUUAAAUAUUAGCAGAAAUAAUGUUGCUUCGUUUGAGGAAGUGUGUUCCUUGAACAGUUUAGAAGAAUUAUCAGAAUUAUUUAUAUCUGGAAAUCCGUUCUCUAAUGAUGAUGAUGGUGUACAUAUAUCUUAUAUGUCAGAUAUUCAGGCAGAGUUCUCUAAUCUAGAUAUUCUGGACGGGGCACAUUUGAAAAGAGCUGCUCAUAGAGGCGCUCCAUUGAUGAGACCAAUGUCUGCUUCAACAAUAAUUACAGUAAGACAGGUUGAAACACAGAUGAAACAAAUGGACAGUGAUAUGAAAUCUAUAGAAAAUAAUUUUAUGGAAAGAAUGGAACAGCUGAAGUCCACAUUAGAGAAAUUACCAUCACAACCUACAGAUUCUAGCAGAACACCUAAAAACAACGUAUCACAGUCCAUUCACUUUACUAAAACAUCAAGUCAUUCCAGAAUCAGAGAUGCUUUAAAAUUUGCUGCUGAAGGCCUUGAUAGUACAGAAAACUGACAAAAGUGUUAUUGCUAGUACUUCAGUGUAGCCAGUGCAGGUGUUUUACAAAUAAAAGUAGAGUGUGUAUGACUCUUACCAAAAGAGUGUGACUGCCACUUUGUAUAUUGUGGUUCACUCAGCAUAGAUUCCAUAUAAAAGGAUGUUUCAUCAUACAGAUAUACAAGUCAAAAGUUGUCAUUUACUAUUACGUACAACAGUGUAUACCAAAUAUUAUCAUAAACUGAUUAUAAAGUAUGUUUUAUAGGAGAUAAUAUUUCAAAUAUUAUUUAUAUCUUCUGUUCAGUUGGUUGGAUCUAUUUAUUAAACCUCAAUGAUAUUGUUUGCCAAGAUUUGUUUCUAAGAUAUAAAUUGAUGCUGUUUUUAUUUCACGUUUGGUGUGUAAAAUACUAAUCUUGUGCUUGAUUUCAUGUACUAGUUUCAUUUUUAUGUCUGCACUGUUCCUGCUAAAAAACAGCAAAAUGAAACUGCCAUGAAUAUUUCCAAGUUUUGAGUAUUCAAAUUAUAAAGAUAACUAUUGACAUGCUUGUUAAUGUCAUUGUUACCAUAUACCACUAACUAUCAAGUUCAUUGUUUUUUUCCAAUAUGCAUGUUUCACUUGUUUACACUGGUACCUAGCAUACUCCCCUGCCUAUGAACAUUGAUGACAGGAGACCAGUAACAUCGUUUAAAAGAAACUAUGCACUUCUAAUUUUACUUUAUUAUGUUACAAAAAUUGCAGAGGGUUAACAUCUAUUAGAGAAAUAAUAAUUUAUUCCCUGAUCACAUAUAUAUUGAUCAAUGAUCACAAAUCAAUUACUCAAAAUUCUUAUCUGUUGGGGACUCAGUUGUAAAUUAUUCUAAUACCAGAUAAUCCUAUUUAUUUAAAACAUACCAAUGCAAAACAUUUUUGAUACGCCCGUCAAAAUUUUGACGGGACGUAUUAUGGUAUACAAAUGUCGUCUGUCCGUCUAUCCGUCUGUCCGUCUGUCUGUCCGGCGUAAACAUGUCGCACCGUAACUUGAGAACGACUUAUCCAAAUUUCAUGAAACUUAACAUAGUUGUUUCUUAUGAUGGUCAAACGAUCUGUAUACUUUUUGGUGAAAAUAAGAUUAAAACUUUUUGAGUUACGGGACUUAGUAACUAAAACAGGUGUGUUUUUUUUUCACAUGUCGUGCCGUAUCUCAAAAACAAUUUAUGAUUAUUGCUUAAAACUUUACACACUUCUUAGUUAUAUUAAUCUUAAGAUCUGUAUACUUUUUGGUGAUGAUUCAAAAUUUUAUUUUAGAGAUAUUGAGUAUUUGUUAAAAAAGGGGGAGGGGUUUUUCACAUGUUGCGCCGUAUUUUUAAAAAACAGUUUAUAAUUAUUGCUUAAAACUUUACACACUUCUUAGUUAUAUUAAUCAUAAGAUCUGUAUACUUUUUGGUGAUGAUUCAAAAUUUUAUUUUUGAGUUAUUGAGUAUUUUGUAAAAAAAGGGGGAGGGGUUUUUCACAUGUCGCACCGUAUCUCAAAAACGAUUUAUGAUUAUUGCUUAAAAUUUUACACACUUCUUAGUUAUAUUAACCUAAAGAUCUGUAUACUUUUUGGUUUUUAUUCAAAAUUUUAUUUUUGAGAUAUUAAUUUUUUUUUAAAAAGGGGGGUUUUCAAAUGUCGCGCCGUAUCUCAAAAACUAUUUAUGAUUAUUGCUUAAAAUUUAACACACUUCUUAGUUAUAUUAAUCUAAAUUUCUGUAUAAUUUUUGGUUUUGAUUCAAAAUUUUAUUUUAGAGAUAUUGAUUUUUUUGUAAAAAGGGGGUUUUCGCAUGUCAGAAACUAUUUAUGAUUAUUGCAUAAAAAUUCACACAAAAGACGAUGGGCGUAUCAUGCGCUCAUGGCGCAGCUGUUUAUUAAUAAGGUAAGAUGUUUCUUGUGUGUGAAAAAGUAAUAAUGUUUGUAUUAUGUAGAAAACAAAUAUCACCUGUCCUAAGUCAGGAACCUGUUUCAGUGGUUGUCGUUUGUUGAUGUGGUUCUUCAGUGUUUCUCGUUUUUUAUAUAGAUUAGACCAUUGGUUUUCCUGUUUGAAUUGUUUUACACUAGUCAUUUUGGGGCCCUUUAUAGCUUGCUGUUCGGUGUGAGCCAAGGCUCUGUGUUGAAGGCCGUACUUUAACCUAUAAUUAUUUUCUUUUUACACAUUGUGACUUGGUUGGAGAGUUGUCUCAUUGGCACUCAUACCACAUCUUCUUAUUUCUAAUCACCAUUUACUUGUAUAUUUUCAAGGUGCUUUGCAUCCAUCUGGCAUAUAUAGGAAAUGUAAUGGAGUGUUUUUUUAAGUCCUGACAAGUUAUGUCAACUUGUAAACUCUGUAGUACAUUCAUUUCUACUCAUUCAUAUUUAUUAAUCAAUUUAUAAUUGUAAGCAAGAUGUAUAUUUACUGUUGUUGCAUUUGAAAGAAUUAUGGAUUCGAAUAGUUAUCUAUUAUAUGGUUUCAACAUUCAAGUUUAUAUUUGUAGUGUGGUAAAAUUUUUUAUUUUCAAAAUGUAAUAACACUUAACAAACACAUAAAGAUUUGAUGAAAAACCAAAGUUAUAACUUAAUAUUCUAUGUUGAUGUAAAAGUAUUCAAUUCACUGCCUUGUAAUUUAAAUCUGACACAUUAUAUUUUGAGUAUUAUUUGUUUUAUUGUAAACAAUAUUGGACAUUACAGUUUGAUUUUCGAAUAGUGGAUUUUAUUUGAAAACCAUUUUAGUCAUCAGAUUUUGUCUAUUGGUUACGUAUUCAUGUUCCACAAACUGAAAGCAUUAAGUAUUUUCCCUAACUAUGAAAACUGACAUCCACAAAUAGAAAGUUCUUUCACAGUAUUUCAAAUAAUGCAGGGUUUGAUAUUAUUUUUUUAGGUAGAAGUCUUCUUGUAUAGAAACAUUUAAUUCUUAGCUGAUUUAUACAUGAACUGACAUAUAAUCUGUUGAUCAAUGCUUGUGAUUUGCUUGUUCUCGUAACUCCAUUGGUCAAAAUACAAUUACUGCCUCAAAUUUUCUUCUGUCACUGGUUCUGACACUACAUAAACUUUAUGAUCAACAUCACAAAUUGGUUGUCCGAUAUGAUGCAUCUUUGUCCAAAUUUGCUAGAGAUUUGUUUAUAGUGUUAGAUCUUGAGAUACCAGAAUAGUCGUCCGAUCUAUUGAUAUACAGAUUACCCUAUUCAUCAUCUUGAUUUCACUUGAAGUGGGGUGAUCAUUCAUAGCAAGACAUGCUUACCUAUUUGUCGCACCUGGUCUUACUUCUUGUGAAGUUCAUGCUAUUUCCUCAGUUUGAGUAUUUUUCACAUUGAUUUGUAUCUUGUAACAUAUCUAUUGAAAAUAACACUAUUUCUAUAUAUUUUUAUGCCCCCGCUGUAGGCAACAGGGGCAUUAAGUGUUACCCUUGAACUUCCGCCCUUCUGUCUUUCCGUUGUCCGUUGUCCCAUUUUCAUUUUCCGCACUUUAACUUUAGUUUGCCUCAUGCAAAUUUUAUGAAACUCAUACACAAUGAACCACAACACGCAGACAGAGUUCUAAUUUGGGUUGUGAGUCAUUUACUCUUAUAGAGUUAUGCCCCUUUUUAAUUUAGAAAAUUGCAAAGCAGGGGCAUUCUUGUCCUCAGACACAUUCUUCUUUUAUUGGAUUCCACCACUUAAUCUAGUGCAAUGUGAUAUUGCUCCACUAGACAUGCUGGACCAGUAGUGCUUUUACAGUCAUUUGAGAGUCACAAGUGAUGUUAUAAUUUCAAAAAAAAUUGUUUUAUACAUAUAUAUGUAACAUACAUCUAUUACAUGUGCUAUCAGCAUCAUUCUAGAAUAGCCUUGUCAUGUUUAAUAACAUUCCUGUUUCAUAGCUUUUGAUACAUGUAUGACAUGUUUUGUUUGUGCUAUUAUAUGAUGUACUUUGUUGAUUGUAAAUGAACAUUGCUGUAUAAUUUAAGAAUAAAUAACAGUUUUUAA